Glycine soja is the source of this 2938-nucleotide messenger RNA. RefSeq lists its product as uncharacterized. Gene Ontology annotation, biological process: negative regulation of DNA-templated transcription. The transcript is spliced from 4 exons. The record is from RefSeq and is a predicted model, not a curated record. Bases 553 to 2739 code for a protein of 728 amino acids. NCBI's taxonomy places the organism in Eukaryota, Viridiplantae, Streptophyta, Magnoliopsida, Fabales, Fabaceae.
UUUGUUACUUGGUCUCUUGGCGUAUUCCUCUCCCGUUUCUAUAGGCAAAGUUUGUGAAGCCACAGAGUCCUAGACAUGACGUGUUGAUUUCCGACCACACAUACAAACACCUAAAAUGUUGCAACCACCUUUGAAACACUGUCUAUUCUCUUUGCAAAAGAAACCAAAAGAGAAAAGAGAAAAGAGAAAAAACCUGUCACUAACCGCGACUUCCAAGUUAAAACUAAAUAAUAAUCAACGUAGACAUAGUUUUUCUAUCCAGACGCAGUUAACACCAUAGAAUCUCGAUCAAAGCCAUUCACUGCCAAUGCUUUCUCCCUCAAGCGUUCAUCUCUUGGAAGCAAUAACUAAAGGACAGAAGGGAAACGAAAGGAUCAUCGUCUGCAGAUAAUACAAAGAAGAAGACAAGAAAGACUCAAGUUGCAAAUUAGAGAUUGAAGUCACCUAUGGUGUAUAAUAAUUGACUCAAGUGGCUUAUAUUCUGAAGCUGACGUUCUGUUUUGAGCAUAUAUGACUUCUGUGAUUGUACAGUGGAAAUUUUGACAUAACGUAAUGGAUUUCGGUGAAGGUUACGUAUCAAAUGAGCAUCGCGAGCUUCAUCGAUCUGCAACAGAAAGUGCAGAUCCAUUAUCUGUUUCUCCAUUGCAGCUUUCACCUAAGUCAUCACGAUCUCAAAAAUCUCCAAGGUCCCCUAAAACUCCUAGGUCUCCACAAUCUCCAAGGUCCCCAAAGGUGCAGGGCAAGUGCAGCAAUCUAAGUCCAAGGAGUCAUAGACAAUCAUAUUUCCAAAAAGAUGGACGUCCAAAGAAAGGUGGUUCUGGGGGAAAAGGCACCUGGGGUGGAUUGCUUGAUACAGAUGACACAAAUGUUCUUGAUCCUAAUGAUCCAAACUAUGACAGCAGUGAGGAAUUAGACCAUUCAAAUGAAAAGAAACCGAUGACAGAUCUUGACAACUACAAGAAAAAAGCUACAAUAAUAGUGGAGGAAUAUUUUGCCACUGAUGAUGUUGUUGCAACAAUGAAUGAAGUUAAAGAAUUGGGAAAACCACAGUAUGGCUACUAUUUUGUCAAAAAACUUGUCUCUAUGUCCAUGGACAGACAUGACAAAGAAAAAGAAAUGGCUGCUAUUCUGUUAUCUGCACUUUAUGCCGACGUACUUGAUCCUUCACAAGUUUACAAAGGCUUCAGCAAAUUAGUUGACUCAGCAGAUGACUUGAUUGUAGAUAUACCAGACACAGUUGAAGUUCUAGCUCUUUUCAUAGCUCGAGCUGUGGUUGAUGACAUACUUCCUCCUGCAUUUUUGAAGAAGCACAUGGCCUACUUACCCAAAGAUUCAAAAGGGGUUGAGGUCUUGAAAAAAACUGAGAAAAGCUAUCUAGCUGCCCCUCUGCAUGCGGAAAUCAUAGAGCGAUGCUGGGGUGGAAGUAAGAAUACCACAGUUGAUGAUGUUAAAGCCAAGAUAAACAAUUUUUUGAAGGAGUAUGUUGGAAGUGGUGACAAGAAAGAAGCCUUCAGAUGCAUCAAAGAUUUGAAAGUUCCUUUUUUCCAUCACGAAAUAGUGAAGCGGGCACUUAUAAUGGCAAUGGAGAGACGUCAAGCAGAAUCCCCACUGUUAGACCUGUUGAGGGCAGCAGCUGAAGAAGGUUUCAUUAACUCCAGCCAAAUGUCUAAAGGUUUCGGUCGGUUGAUUGACACUGUUGACGACUUAUCACUUGACAUACCAGAUGCACGUGGAAUACUACAGAAACUGAUGUCUAAAGCAGCAUCUGAGGGUUGGUUAUGUGUGUCAUCUUUGAAAUCACUUUCAGUGGAGCCUGAAAAGAACACCAUAGAAGAUAGUGCUGCCAAAAGUUUCAAGGUAAAGACUCAGUCUAUCAUUCAAGAGUACUUCUUAUCGGGUGAUAUAUUGGAGGUAAAUAGCUGUCUAGAACAAGAAAACAGCAAGAACUGUGCUGCACUCAAUGCAAUCUUUGUUAAAAAACUGAUAACUCUGGCAAUGGAUAGGAAGAAUAGAGAGAAGGAAAUGGCUUCUGUGUUGCUGUCGUCUUUGUGCUUCCCAGCCGAUGAUGUAGUGAGUGGUUUUGUAAUGUUGAUAGAGUCAGCAGAUGAUACUGCUCUCGACAAUCCUGUUGUUGUCGAGGAUCUUGCUAUGUUUCUAGCUAGAGCAGUGGUGGAUGAAGUCCUAGCCCCACAACACCUUGAAGAGAUUGGAGCACAGAGUUUGGGACCAGGUUCAAUUGGGAGCAAAGUGCUUCAAAUGACAAAGUCAUUGCUAAAGGCAAGACUUGCCGGGGAGCGAAUCUUAAGAUGUUGGGGUGGUGGAGGGAGUAGCAGGCCUGGAUGGGCAUUUGAGGAUGUCAAGGACAUGAUUGGGAAGCUGUUGGAGGAGUAUGAGUCUGGAGGCGAGAUAAGGGAGGCAUGUCGCUGCAUGAAAGAGUUAGGAAUGCCAUUUUUCCAUCAUGAGGUUGUUAAGAAGGCUUUGGUGACAACCAUUGAAAAGAAGAAUGAGAGGUUGUGGGGUUUACUCAAGGAGUGCUUUGAAUCAGGACUAAUAACCAUGAAUCAAAUGGUGAAGGGUUUUGGAAGGGUUGCUGAAUCUCUUGAUGACUUGGCCUUGGAUGUCCCUGAUGCUAAAAAUCAGUUUGCAUGCUAUUUUGAAAGAGCAAAGGCCAAUGGAUGGUUGGACAAUUCAUUUUGUUUCAGCAAACAGGAACAUGCAACAGAGAAUGGCACUCACUAAUAAUAAUGUGGGAAAUCAUCAGAAACACUACUUUUGCUUUAUCUCUUUUUCCAAAUCUACACUUGAAUCAAAUGCAUACACAUGCAGACAUCAAUUGGCCUGCCUAUGCAAGCACAACUACAUUACUAGCCUUGUAGAGAACUUGAAAUUUCUGUUUGGUUUCUUCUCAGAUGCUCCUUUACCACUGGAGCUUACAGAA